Messenger RNA from Rangifer tarandus platyrhynchus (Svalbard reindeer), 480 nucleotides. Lineage: Eukaryota; Metazoa; Chordata; Mammalia; Artiodactyla; Cervidae. The record is from the annotation of a GenBank genome assembly.
AUGAGGAAAAAUCUGGAUCCCUUUAAUGAGCAUUCAGAUGAGGAGCUGUGGAAUGCCUUAGGAGAGGUACAACUUAAAGAAAUAAUCAAAGAUCUUCCUGGUAAAAUGGAUAUUGAAUUAGCAGAAUCUGGAUCAAACUUGAGUGUUGGACAGAGACAAUUGGUGUGCCUUGCCAGGGCCAUUCUCACAAAAAAUCAGAUAUUGAUUAUUGACAAAGCCACAUCAAACAUGGAUCCAAGAACUGGUGAGUUAAUACAAAAAAGAAUCCAUGAGAAAUUUUCCCAAUGCACUGUGCUGACCAUCACCCACAGAUUGAGCACCAUUAUUGACACCGACGGGAUCAUUGUUUUGGAUUCAGGAACAGGGAAAGAAUUUUGGAAGUCAUAUACUUUGCUGCAGAAUGAGAACAGUCUAUUUUACAAGAUGGUGCAACAACUGGGCGAGGCAGAGGCUGCUGCCCUCACUGAAAGGGCAAAAUAG